UUACUCGCCCCCCCCACCGGCGCGCGUGCGCAGUCCGCCUCCCGUCGGGAGAGUGCGCCACAAGGGCUCCUGUGCGCUCACCCCCAUCUCCGGGCUUUGCCUCCCCCCUUCUCGCCCAUUCCAUGACUUUCUGCCCCCGCUGCGAGCGGUAGUCAGAGCUGGUCAGUGGGGGUGAUUGCCGCCGCCACCCCAACCCGAAAGGAACAGACAUUGUGUGCCUGGGUCCCGCUGCUCAAUCUAUAGAGCUGGUUCUGCUCCCAUCAGUACCUGAGGGCAGGGGGACAGUGCAUCUGCGGGCACCUGAGGCUCGGGGGCGAGAGCGUGCCCCCUGGUGCGCAGAGGUUCUUGGGGGUGCCUUGCCUUUGGAAUCCGAGCGCCCUCUCACACCGCCUCCCCCCCUCCGGCGAUCUUCCAGUUACAUAAGUGGAGUGGGACAUAGUAUGUGACUGCUUUCAUCGUCCUAGAGCGCUGAGGAUUACUGGGACCACAAGAGGAUCAGAAGGGGCAAGCUCGUGGCAUCGCUCUGACUCCUGUCAAUUAUUCCUGAAAGUUUAUUCUCUUUUCACUUUGGUUAUGACUGAAUCACCCAAACCGAAACUCAGGUGACUUUUACGGAGCCGUGGUAAUGUUUCUGUGGCUUUGCCCUGAAGACUUAAGGUCAUUGUCAAGAGUCUGAGAAGGUCGCUCUCACCAGGGAGACCCUUUGCGGCCUUGCUGGGAAUACCUCUGUGCAGUGGCUUCUGGUGUUCGCGCUUGGGUGUGGGUUGGUCACGGCAGAAAUGGACCCUACCACAAAAUUGAUAUUCCUGACUCAUGGUCAGGCAGAUGUGUGCUUCUGGUUAUUUUUCCAGGAACACUGAUGAGCUCUGCAGAGCCAUUUGCACGUUGCCCCCCACUAAAGUCUGACAUGACAGGAUCAAAUUCGGGGGUGCUUGGUGACUGUGGCUCCAAAUGUCCUGGCUCCAUAAAAAUACAGACACCAGUUCCUGCUUUGAUGUGACAUGUGACUCCCCAGAAUACACCUUGCUUCUGUAGACCAGCUCCAACAGGAUUCCAUGGUAGCUGGGAUGUUAGGGCUCAGGGAAGAGAAGUCAGAAGACCAGGACCUCCAGAGCCUCAAGGACAAACCCCUGAAGCUGAAAAAGGUGAAGAAAGAUAAGAAGGAAGACAAAGAGGGCAAGCAUGAGCCCUUGCAGCCAUCGGCGCACCACUCUGCGGAGCCUGCAGAAGCAGGCAAGGCAGAGACCUCAGAGGGCUCGGGCUCUGCCCCAGCUGUGCCGGAAGCAUCCGCCUCCCCCAAGCAGCGACGCUCCAUCAUUCGUGACCGGGGGCCCAUGUAUGAUGACCCCACCCUACCAGAGGGCUGGACGCGGAAGCUUAAGCAGAGGAAGUCUGGCCGCUCUGCUGGGAAGUACGAUGUCUACUUGAUCAAUCCCCAGGGAAAAGCCUUUCGCUCUAAAGUGGAGUUGAUUGCGUACUUCGAAAAGGUAGGCGACACCUCCCUGGACCCUAACGAUUUUGACUUCACGGUAACUGGGAGAGGGAGCCCCUCCCGGAGAGAACAGAAACCACCUAAGAAGCCCAAAUCUCCCAAAGCUCCAGGAACUGGCAGAGGUCGGGGACGCCCCAAGGGGAGUGGCUCAGCGAGACCCAAGGCGGCAGCAUCCGAAGGUGUUCAGGUGAAAAGGGUCUUGGAGAAGAGCCCUGGGAAGCUUCUGGUCAAGAUGCCCUUCCAGGCGGCGCCCGGGGGCAAGGCCGAGGGGGGUGGGGCCACCACAUCGGCCCAGGUCAUGGUGAUCAAGCGCCCUGGCCGCAAGCGGAAAGCCGAGGCGGACCCGCAGGCCAUCCCCAAGAAGCGGGGCCGGAAGCCUGGGAGCAUGGUGGCCAUGGCCACUGCGGAGGCCAAGAAGAAGGCUGUGAAGGAGUCUUCCAUCCGCUCUGUGCAGGAGACCGUGCUCCCCAUCAAGAAGCGCAAGACCCGGGAGACGGUGAGCAUCGAGGUGAAGGAGGUGGUGAAGCCGCUGCUUGUGUCCACCCUCGGCGAGAAGAGCGGCAAGGGACCAGCGGCAGAAAAGUACAAACACCGAGGGGAGGGAGAGCGCAAAGACAUUGUUUCAUCCUCCAUGCCGAGGCCAAACAGAGAGGAGCCUGUGGACAGCCGGACGCCCGUGACCGAGAGAGUUAGCUGACUUUACUCAGCGCGGAUUGCAAAGCAAACCAACAAGAAUAAAGGCAGCUGUUGUCUCUUCUCCUUCUGGGUAGGGCUCUGACAAAGCUUCCCGAUUAACUGAAAUAAAAAAUAUUUUUUUUUCUUUCAGUAAACUUAGAGUUUCGUGGCUUCAGGGUGGGAGUAGUUGGAGCAUUGGGGAUGUUUUUCUUACCGACAAGCACAGUCAGGUUGAAGACCUAACCAGGGCCAGAAGUAGCUUUGCACUUUUCUAAACUAGGCUCCUUCAACAAGGCUUGCUGCAGAUACUACUGACCAGACAAGCUGUUGACCAGGCACCUCCCCUCCCACCCCACCUUUCCCCACCCAGUUGCAGUCGUUAGGGACAUUAGGGAUGGACAGCCGUCGAGAGGACACUCUCAUUUGGUGCCAUCGGUGCCCUGCCCACGGUGCCACAGCUCCCCCACCCUCAACCACAGUGGGACAGGGAGGCGAAGCAGAAAGACCGUCACAUUCUUUAAAGAAGGCGACGGAGAUGGCCGGUGGCUGCAGCCCACAUCCCCACACCAUCCCACAUGUGGCGGCACAUGCCUGGCCCCACACCAGCCCCAAUCCAAAAGUGACAAGGACAUUUCACGGGACAAGAAAGUGGCACCUGUCUGCUCCGGCUCCAGCGCGGCUCUGAGGGAGUCCAGAACUGUGAGUGUAGACUGGCCUGAGCCAUAGGAGAGGGUGGCCCUGGGUGAGGUGAGGUCGCCCGUUCUUGGGAGGUGGCGCUAGAGGGGCCAUGGAAGUACCAGGACAGGCGCAGGCUGCUGGCCGCACUGCACCGGCUGACCCAGCUCUGCGGGGGGGUGGGGGGCACAGGACAAGAGAUUCCUAGUUGCUUAGAGUAGCCUGACUGGUAGUUAGGGACUUCGGGACGGGCUGAGGGGCACAGGGAGGAGAGUCUCGAAACUGUUCUUCUGAUUACUUUCCAGUUCUCCUGUAGGGACAGCAUAGAACUAUUUGCACUAUUGAGUCUUUUUGUUCCCACUUCAAAACAAACAUGCUCCGAAAGCAGCCUGGCUUGAACUGGGGACACUCUGUCCCUCGAGCCACCAGAUGCGAUGGUGUUCCGAACUACCUGGAUCUGUAUAUACCUGCGCUUGUUUUAAAGUGGGCUCAGCACAUAGGGUUCCCACGAAGCUCCGAAACUCUAAGUGUUUGCUGCAAUUUUAUAAGGACUUCCUGAUUGGUUUCUCCUCUGCCCUUCCAUCUCUGCCUUCCAUUCAUCUCACCUUGUCAUUUCACCCAUCCUCCUGCCUUCUAGCUCAUCCUCUCUCCAGGCAGCCCCCAGUACCCACCCACAUGCCAAGCCGCUCUGCUCGGGUCAGCCCCUGCCCCCAAGCCCUCCCAGCCUUUGCCCCCGCUGCCAGCCCCACUCACUGUCUGCGCCCUGGGCGCACGGAGUCCACCAUGGCCUCUCUGAGGAGUGGGAGGGCAGCGCGUGUUGCUCCUCAGGUAGUGCCCUCUUCCCUGUGCUCAAGGAAUGCUGGCCACAUCUGGUAUCUGGGGUCUGGCCUGCCACAGUCACCGAGGAGCCCAGGAGGGCUAGCAGAGUGUGGCAGGGCAGCGGGCGAUAAGCCCUGACCCGGGACUGGGACUGGCACCUGGGCUCCGGCCCCCUCUGCUAGCCCUUUCCCUGCUGAGGCCUUUCCCGCAGAGUCGCUCGCUUUGCCCGCUGCAGACAGGGUGGGGCCAGGACACCCCCUCCUCCAGUCUCCCCUGUGAGCGUGGGAUGGGGUUAGAGGCUUGGUCCAUUUCUGUUUAGGAUCCCAAAGUUCUCACCUGUGUUCAGGAAGUCCUUAUCUAGCUGCAUAUCUUCAUCAUAUUGGUAUAUCCUUUUCUGUGUUUACAGAGAUGUCUCUUAUAUCUAAAUCUGUCCAACUGAGAAGUACCUUAUCAAAGUAGCAAAUGAGACAGCAGUCUUACCUUCCAGAAACACCCACAGGCACGGCCUGCGUGAGCUGCUGCCAUGAACUGUCAAGUGCGUGUUGUCUCGUGUGUUUCAGUUCUUGUCCCCUGGCUUCCUUACUGCAGUGUAAUCAUGAAGGAUGAAACAUCAUAGAAACUGUCUAGCACUUCCUUGCCAGUCUUAGUGAUCAGAACCCUAGUCUCGACAGUUCCAAUCAGUAGCUUCAGAUAACCCAUGUCUGUCUCCUGUCUCCGCGAUGGUUGGGAGUGAGGGAGUCCACCCGUUCUGUUCUAUAGCCGUAGUCCGGACUUUAGCCCCUCGGUGUCCCUCUCCUUGUGCCGACAGCCGACUCCCAUCUGCCAGCCUGGCCCCUUCACCCGCUCUGCGUUCAUCCUCCUCUGCCUCCCUCUGCCUCCUCCCCAGGAAGGGAGUGGGGUCAUAGGAAGGGAUGAGGACUUCAAAAAUCCUCUUCCUCCAAGGACAAAAGGCCCCCGGCCCCACGGUGGCCUUGCACUCCCGGCACCCCCAAAGGACGCCUACUCACACAGGCGUGGCACCCAGCCAGGUUGUCGUUGAGAAGAUGUCUGUCGUGGUCAGCGGGGUUGGCUUGCACCAUUCUGCCCAAUCUGGUGGAAUGUGGUUCUGGGAAGAGGAGUGUGGGCCCCGAGUCUGGGCCUCUGGGCGUUUCGGUGUCGUUUUCUUUCAUUUGGUCCCCGCCUGUAGCCCCCUGCUUCCCAUUUCUCUCCCUUAGAGUUGGUUCUAAAACCACAGGCAGUGCCUGCAGCUCCAUAGGGUUUCCUCUGUGCCCCUCUGCCCCGUCGCCUCUUAACCCCAUGUAAAGGAUGAGUUGGUCGCCUUUCGGCAGGCAGCUUUGGCGGUCUGUGGCCCUCGCAGGCAGGGCCCUGCCGCUCCCAGGCCCCUGCCAUGGGGUCAGGGUGACAGGAGGUUGGAGGGAAAGCCUUAAAUCACGGGAUUCUCACCAGCUGUGUCCGGCCCAGUUUUGGGGUGUGACCUCGAUUCUGUCUGUACUUGAGCACUAUGAAGACUGGGGGCACCUUUCAGUGACUCUGUCAGCUUUCAAAUACCCUGGGGCAAUGUCAUUAAGGACACACCCACAGUCCCCCACCCCAUUAGUCCUUAGUUACUACCUCCUCUCCCCACGGACUGUCCUCCCAGGUAUGCCUGCCCGGGCCUGGCCCAGCCCUUCACAUUGGUGGCUCUGACACAGCCAGUGAGAAGCCAGCCUUGACUGUGUGGUGAGCUGGGUUACUGGGCCAUAGCCUAGUACAGCCCCUACUGAGGCGCUGUAUUCUUGUAUCAGAAGGCACAGGGGACACCUGGAAAUGCCACCUGUCCCAGUCCAUCAGUGCCAAACUAGCCAAGGAGCCCAGCCUCUCAGCUUGGGACGGUGAAAGCCAGCACCCUGAUAUGGGUAUGGGUGUGGGUGAGUCUGCCAGGGGCCACCAACAUUGGAAGUGGGACCUGGAGCAGCCCCAACUUGUCAUUACUGUGACAGUGAUCAUGAAAGAGUAUAACGACCAGGAACAAACUGCCAGGUUUAGUGGGAAAAGUUUCUUUAGCUGGCAGGACCUCUGAAUUUUAAGUAACUUUUACUAAGUGGCUCCAGCCCAGGAGAGAGCCAGAGAGUAUGGACUGAAUCUACCAGGUAGGACUGUGUCAGUGUCUCAGCUUGCGCAGAGCCGAGCAGCCAGAGCUCCAUGUCCCCUUUCCUUGAGCACUUGGCGGCUCUUGGGGGAGACCUCUGGGUUCAGUCGUAGCCUGGGCCCAUGCCCCACUGCUUUUCCCAGCUCCAGUUCACGCCCACAGAUUCCAGGACCAAUGGCCUAGGCCUCAGCGAGUGUGCGCUCUCCAGGGCCCCAGCUUCGGCCAUGGGGCUAGGGGAAAGUGGCCACAGGGUGGGCUGGAUGAGCCUUCUGCCCUCCGUCCUCUUCCUCUCUGUCCUGCUCUCUGCACCCACGAACAGCUCUGUUCGUGAAGGGAUUUGUUAAUUCUCUCCAUUUUGAUGUCUUUCUCUUUUAGAUAUUGUAUCAAUCUUUAGAAAAGGCUUAGGCCUAAUUGUUAUAAAUCGCUAGGAUACUGCCUCCUCCAGGGUCUAAAAUUACAUAUUAAAGGGGGAAAAUUGAACAUUGAAACCAGUUCUCAACAAUGUAGAAGGAAAACCUAGAAAACACUUGGCAGAAAAUUACAUUUUGAUGUUUCUGAAUAAGAGCAAACUUUUGCAAAAAUGCCAAUCCAAAAAUACUUAGUACUUGGCCUGAGAUAUCUGGUGAAUGUGACUGGCACAAGGAACUCGAGUCUGAAGCCUCCUGCACCUGAGGCGUGGAACCAGGGCCUCGUCAUUGUCACUUCUGGGGUCACCAUUGCCGGGGACACAGCUUCUGACCCUGUCCCUAGGAGGAGGGGCUGGGUGUUAGCCUUGUAAGGCUGGCACAUUCACCAGUGGUCCCUGAGGCCCAGACCACCCACCACCCUCUCACCUUGACAGAUUCUGCCCCAUCCUUGCUGGGGCCAGGAAAGCAGAGUUGUGUCUAGGGAGCUAGGUGGGGCCCCAUGGACGGGAGGGAGGACAGGCCCCAGCCUGAUCCCUGCAUCUGAAUUCAGGAGCAUGUAGGCGGCCGCCAUGGGUCUCUGCCCCAUUCUGCCUGUCUUGCCUGUCUGCUCCUGCUUGGCAGUGAGAAGAAAUGCACCCAAAAGGCCACAGGCUCAGCUCCUGCCACCGGUCACCCUUCUCCCAGCAGUGUUUGUGUCAAGUGGCAGAGCUGUCCUUCCUGGUGACCCUGAUCCUAUCCAGUAAUUUAAGAGAUUAUGCAUAGGCCUGCUUUGUCUCCUCUGUCCUGGGCUUUUGUUUUGCUUUGAGUUUUGCUUUGAGUUCUCCUGUCCCUUUUAUUUUAUGCACCAACUAGACACACAAAGCAGUUGAAUUUAUAUAUAUAUAUUGCACAAUUAUAAACUCAUUUUGCUUGUGGCUCCACACAAAAAAGACCUGUUAAAAUUAUACCUGUUGCUUAAUUACAAUAUUUCUGAUAACCAUAGCAUAGGACAAGGGAAAAUUUUUAAAAAAUGACAAAUCUGUCUGCUGGUCGGUUCUUGGGUCCAAGCAGCUCUGUGGUCUUUCCCCCUCCUCCUGAGGGCUUCUCCAUGCUGAGCAGCAGCGGAGGGGAAGGCUCCCCACCCAGUGACUUGAGCCUGGGGGCUGAAGGGGAGAGGGAGGUCAGGGAGCCCGGGGCCAUGUGAGACAGGCCAGGGGUCCUCUGGAAAGUAGCGAAGACUCCAGCAACGUCCCUUUCUAUUCUCCCCCUCUCAUGAGUAAUUGUGUUUGCUUUUGUAACCCUUAAUGAGCAAUAUCUGCUAGAAAGGUUAGCUGUAACAGUUCUUUUUGAUCACUUUUUAAGUCAUUAAGAACACCAAAAAAAAAAAAA
This is a messenger RNA of Fukomys damarensis (Damara mole-rat), 7564 nucleotides long. RefSeq names its product methyl-CpG binding protein 2 (gene Mecp2). The coding region runs from base 1056 to 2189 and encodes 377 amino acids. Gene Ontology annotation, molecular function: double-stranded methylated DNA binding; chromatin binding; methyl-CpG binding. NCBI's taxonomy places the organism in Eukaryota, Metazoa, Chordata, Mammalia, Rodentia, Bathyergidae. Gene Ontology annotation, biological process: negative regulation of transcription by RNA polymerase II. Gene Ontology annotation, cellular component: heterochromatin; nucleus. The record is from RefSeq and is a predicted model, not a curated record. The transcript has 5 exons.